AUGGCGCUGAAGGCGAACAACGAUCGCACAGGGUGCACUUGCCGGUGCAAUGCUGCGCAAUUCACCGUCUCGUAUUUGGCGAUGUCUUUGCCGCCGGAUUACGGUCCACGUUCCAAGCGAGAAUGGGACGUCCGGAGCUUCGAUUUUCUCGACCGCCGCUUCCUCGUCGUCACUCAUCCUCCACGAAGCGCACCUCUGGCGAAGACGCAGCGAAAAUUUUAGAGACGAACCAGGGGACAUGAACAAACAGCUGAUCAGGUCGGACCGGACCGGAAUGGUUCAGACCGGAGCGGACAGAUAGACAUGUCUCGGCUGGUUUGGCCAGACAUAGCCAGCCAUCGUGGCGAAAAGGUGAUCCUGCCCAGGAAGAACAAGGCCAAGUCCGGCUUGCAGGUUCACAGCAACUUCUGGACCAGAUCCGAACGAAACUACCGCAACGUACACUUCCUGCUGGUCAACAGCAGGACGCUGAAAAAAGCAGGCAAAGACGGUGGCUCGGUUUCUGAAAGCAAGGUCGGAUUUGAUAUCCUGUCUUGCUUUUCGGAACGAGCACGCUCUUUCGACCGUGCGAUCAUAAUGUCGCCGCACCCAGUGGACACGGAGGGUGAUUGUCAGGCAGUCGCCCAUCAGCGGGCGAUUGUUCGCACAAACGCGCGUCAGGCCGCCUCUAAACUCUUCUGUCAUGACUCGACACUCGUCCGGUCGCCCUCCUCCAGCAGCUCUUCUUGUCCGUCCUCGCCGCUCGCCGCUGCCGCUGCCGCUACCGCCGCCGUCGCCCCCGCCUCGUCGUCAAAUCGUCUCUCAAAUCCCAAAGGAGGGGAGCCGUCGUGCGGAGUCGAUGUGACGACCGCGCUGACCAGCAGCAGUCGUCCUCGGUCGUCACGUCAGCUCACCUCAUCACGCAACCUCAGGUGUGAUCCGUCCGUCCUUCCGUCCGCCGCCGCCUCAGCAGUCAUGGCCCUCAUGAAGGCUUUCUCGUUUAUCGAGUGGAUGCGACACGUCUCCGGACAAGGUAAGCUCGGUCGGCGGCCUGCUUGCGUCGUAGCUGUUUUUCGUCGCCUUCCGUUGGCCGUAGUCCACCAUGCCGUCCACCAUGGCGAAUAUAGCUUAGGCCUAAAUUCGUGA
Soboliphyme baturini is the source of this 1125-nucleotide messenger RNA. NCBI's taxonomy places the organism in Eukaryota, Metazoa, Nematoda, Enoplea, Dioctophymatida, Soboliphymatidae. The record is from the annotation of a GenBank genome assembly.